AUGGCUCGUACCAAGCAAACAGCUCGCAAAUCUACUGGAGGAAAGGCUCCUCGUAAACAAUUGGCUGCCAAGUCAUCAGCGCGUAAAACUGCUGCGGCUGCUGGUGGUGUGAAGAAGCCUCAUCGAUUCCGUCCUGGGACUGUUGCUCUUCGUGAGAUCCGGAGGUAUCAAAAGUCUACGGAGUUGCUUAUUCGGAAGUUGCCUUUCCAACGAUUGGUUCGUGAGAUUGCUCAGGAUUUCAAGACUGAUCUGCGAUUCCAAUCGUCUGCUGUGAUGGCGCUUCAAGAAGCAGCUGAAGCAUACCUUGUGUCUCUGUUUGAGGACACUAAUCUUGCUGCGAUUCAUGCGAAGCGUGUUACUAUUCAGCCUAAAGAUUUGGCUUUGGCUCGUAGGUUGAGGGGAGAGCGCUCAUAG
Messenger RNA from Desarmillaria tabescens, 414 nucleotides. Its product is annotated as histone 3. The transcript has 4 exons. NCBI's taxonomy places the organism in Eukaryota, Fungi, Basidiomycota, Agaricomycetes, Agaricales, Physalacriaceae. The record is from RefSeq and is a predicted model, not a curated record. The coding region runs from base 1 to 414 and encodes 137 amino acids. Gene Ontology annotation, cellular component: nucleus; nucleosome. Gene Ontology annotation, molecular function: structural constituent of chromatin; DNA binding; protein heterodimerization activity.